GUAGUUUAGAUACAUAUAACACCACAGCUGAAGUCAGUUAGUUGGUUGGUCAGUGUUUUUCGUUUGGACGUGCAAUAUGGACUUCACUGGAUAUUUGUCUGUGUUGGUCUGUUUUUUCUGUGGUGGUUUGGCUAUGGAAGGACCGGAACUCAUUCUACCAAAAGAUUGGCAUCUGCCUAGACUGGACCCAGUCAGGAUUGGAUACAAGCGUUAUUAUAGCAUAUUUAAAGCUACAGCCAAACAAGAUAAAACACACUCAAAUAUAAUUACCAUCAGUUCUAAACCACCUAUCUUUGAAAUCCCCAAGUUCUUGACGUCAGAGGAAUGCGAUCAUCUUAUCAUGUACUCCAAACGUGUUGGAUUCAAGCCCAGCCCGCAAAUAAAAGAUUCAACAGAGAUUAACGAAGAGACUUCACAGAAAACUUUCGAUAUUUGGGAUUAUGAUAAGGAUGGUUUCAUAAGUCCAAGAGAGAUUGCCUGGCUGCCUGGUAAAGCAGAUAUCUACCUCACAGAUGCUGAUGUUUUGAAAAUGUUUGAUGAUUUGAAGAUGGAUACGAAUGGAGAUGGAUUGAUCGAUUUUGAAGAGUUCCAAAAGGUAACAGUUCCAGCCAUCGUGGAAUACUUUGAUGAGUUGAGAAGAAUUCCACGCAUGCGCAGUCGUAACAGCGAGCAGGCCUGGAUGUUUCAUGAUAAUCCCAAGUAUCCCUUACUGGCUGACUUUCACGGAAGACUAGAACGUUUGACAGGAUUACCCAUGCAUGUUAUACGUCAUAGCGAACCAGUACAGGUGGUUAAAUAUGGCGUACAUGGACACUACCACAGCCAUCACGACUCAGAUGAUGUCAAUAGUACAGUGCCUUGUUGUACUCUACAUAGAGAGGAAGAGUGCCGGUUAUGCAGGUACAUAACUGUACUCGUGUUUCUGAACGAACCGUUAGAGGGAGGUGAAACAGCAUUUCCUUUCGCUAAUAACAAGACAUUUGAUCAAGAAGCUUUGAAGUCUGAAGGAUACAAGUUGAAUCUAGCGAAACACUGUCAUGAUGGGAACCUGUACAUUAAACCCAAGAAGGGUAAAGCGAUUAUGUGGUACAACCAUUACAGGGACGGCAAUACAGGUUGGCUUGGUAAGCUGGAUGAGAGGACAUAUCACGGUGGAUGUGACGUCAUUCAAGGAACAAAAUGGAUAGCAAACAUGUGGUUGGACGUAAUAGGAAGUUCUGGGUCCGAGGAAUCAUUCAAAGGAUGGCUACAUGCUGACGAGGGCAUGGAUACCCUUCUUAAAACCAAAACAGAAAAAAAGACCGAAGACGAUAAACCAAAAGAAGAACUAUAGAUUAAUAAUCGCACCGCUAGCUGUGAAGUUUAAUGCAUCUUUGACGUCACAGUUUAAAAAUGACUCGAGUGUGACGUCAUUAAAUGACUUUAUAUACAUCGCCUAAUAACAAAAAUAUGAAAUGUGUUUUUGUCACUCGGUAAAGAUCUAUAUGUUAAGUGUAUGCUACAUCGAGUGUAUGAGCAGAUUAACGGAUAUUCCGAGCGGGUUCCGAACUGUGUUCGUCCCGUCUCGUGUUGGGUAAAAGAUCACGCGCGGAUUUGAUUAAAAUAUAGAUCUAACACGACCUUCACUCGUAAAGCCUCAGUGGCCGAGCGGUUGAGAUCUCGYCUAGCAAACGAGAGGUCAGUGGUUCGAGUCCCGCGAGAACCCGAUGUAGCUUACACUYAUAUACACAUAAAAAAACUUAUUUAUAACAGUUGUGUUUUUUUCGUAACAAAGAAGGCGUAGCCGAGUGGAUCCGCACUACUUUGACAAUGUGAUGACGAAAUUUAUCGUCAAUAAGAAGACAGACACCUAAAAAACGGUGUCUAUUUGUUUUUUUACAAUAACAAAAACGAUAAAAACUUCUCAUUUUUACUGAUCAAAACAACCAACGGAAAGAGCACUCGCUCGUUGACGUCAGCUUUAUCUGUCUGUCCUCUUAUUGAUGAUAAAAAAUAACCAAUCAGCGCGCCAGAAAUUCGUAAGCUAUUGUAAAAAUAUUCUUCUCGGCUGAUUAACGAGUCUAUGAGCACCUACGAGGCUAGACAUUAAUACACGGGAUAGAAGCCAAAUACCAUAUGUAACUUUGUCGUCAAUAACAUUUAUAACAUAGCCAGGACAGAAUGCGCUUUCUAAUUGGUUGGAUAUUAUAAACAAGAAAUCGAUUGCGUCCACGGGCAUAGGUGAUUUUGCAUGCUGGUACGCGCUAUCGUUAAAAAUCGUCUUCAACCGUUUCUUUUCACUCUCUGUGACGUAAGCACGAGGAGUAGGGGAGUGCUUCUAGUCCUUCUUGGGUGCUUUCGGCGCUUCCUAAGUGCUUUAUUACUGAACGAAGCAGGAAAAACGCUGUUGUCUUAUUAUAUAGAAAGCAAAAAUUAGUUAUAGUUUUUGAUGCUGUUUUUUUACAAUUAUUGUGCCAAGUUUGCUGCGCGCGCGUAUGACGUCAUAAACAUGCUCCUAUCACUAAUAAAGCACAGUUCUAGCACAGA
Actinia tenebrosa (Australian red waratah sea anemone) is the source of this 2526-nucleotide messenger RNA. RefSeq names its product transmembrane prolyl 4-hydroxylase. Lineage: Eukaryota; Metazoa; Cnidaria; Anthozoa; Actiniaria; Actiniidae. Gene Ontology annotation, molecular function: L-ascorbic acid binding; calcium ion binding; procollagen-proline 4-dioxygenase activity. The record is from RefSeq and is a predicted model, not a curated record. Gene Ontology annotation, biological process: peptidyl-proline hydroxylation to 4-hydroxy-L-proline. Gene Ontology annotation, cellular component: endoplasmic reticulum.